AUGGUUACUUUUAAUCUUACCAAACUUCUUGCUGAUAUUUUUCCUCCAAGGCAUAUUUUCACGAGUAAAAACGUACCUGAAUGUGCUAAAUUUUUGCAGUCCAAAAAUAGUGAAAAUCUGAUUAAACAGGGUAAUCAACUCAUCAAGCAGGGUGAGCGUAAAAUAAAAGAAGGGGAAUUACUGCUUCGUACUCAUGGAUCCAAUGUAAACAGUGUACCAUGUAGAGUGCCUAAAUCAUCUGCAGUCAAUACAUCUUGUACACCAAAACCUAGAAAGUCUUUUAUUAAGCUUACAAACAGGAUGAAGCGUAAAAGAACAGAUAGUCUUAGAGAACGAGAGGCGGAAGAACUGCAACAUGCUGUCAAAAGGUUUAAAUCUAAUUCUUCUACUGAUGGUAGGGCUAUUUUAUAUGGUUCAAAUUUGUCAUUGCAAGCUCUUUGUAAUUUGAAACUUACAGAUAGAACAUGGACUGAAUUUAAAAAUAUAGUGACUCAUAAUCGUCAUCUUGUUCCUCCAGGUUUAACCAAGUUGAAGCAAUACAAAAAAUUGACAUAUCCAGAGCAGGUUGAAUAUUCUGAAACCGAAGUAAAAUGUAGUCUUUUCCAUAUGAUAAAGCAUUCAGUUUCUAGAGUGUUUGAAUAUCUUUUGGAUUAUGAAAGUAACUGCAUAAUGAGUUUAUCACAAGAAGAGCGUGAUAAUGUACAAGUUAUUUGCAAAGUAGGAGGUGAUGGUCAAAGUGAUCAAUCGGAGUUUCAAAAUUCAGCAACUAUGAAAAGAGGUGUAGAUGAUCGCUCUGUGUAUAGUAUAGUGUUUGUACUGCUGGAGAUCCGAAGUGGAGAAAAAAUAAUAUGGAAAAAUUUAAUUCCAAAUAGUCCAGAUGCAACCCGUCAUCUUCUUUUUUGUUUUGCAAAAGAGACUGCUAGUUUUAUUCAGGAAAAAUUUGAACAUUUGAAAAAUGAAAUUUUUUUAUUGAAGAAUAUUGAAUUUAAACUUGGUGAAAGUACUUUUGUAGUAAAGUCUAGUUUGUCAACUAUUUAUACCACAAUGAAUGAUGGCAAAACACUAAACGCUGUUGUAUCAAAUAUGCUUAAAAAAAGAAUUUCAUCUCAGUCCUGCCAUGUAUGCCUUGCAAAUUCUAAGGAGUUUAACUUGAAAACUAUUUGGAAAAAAAUAUUAACUUAAACAAGCAUGUUUUGAAACUUGGAAUUUGCAGUCUUCAUCUAUGGAUGUGCUGUAUGGAGUGGAUUUUCAAUACUGCUUGUAAACUCCCAGCUGUUAAGCAAGGAAGAAAUAUUCCAUCACAAAAGAGUAAAGAAUUUAUUGAAAACAAAAAAAAAUUCCAGCAUUUAUUCAAGAUAAAACUGAAU
Hydra vulgaris (swiftwater hydra) is the source of this 1367-nucleotide messenger RNA. RefSeq lists its product as uncharacterized. The record is from RefSeq and is a predicted model, not a curated record. NCBI's taxonomy places the organism in Eukaryota, Metazoa, Cnidaria, Hydrozoa, Anthoathecata, Hydridae.